Messenger RNA from Xenopus laevis (African clawed frog), 4419 nucleotides. It is a transcript of the gene rbl1.S, whose product is annotated as retinoblastoma-like 1 S homeolog. Bases 40 to 3288 code for a protein of 1082 amino acids. Gene Ontology annotation, molecular function: promoter-specific chromatin binding; RNA polymerase II transcription regulatory region sequence-specific DNA binding. Gene Ontology annotation, cellular component: transcription regulator complex; chromatin; nucleus. NCBI's taxonomy places the organism in Eukaryota, Metazoa, Chordata, Amphibia, Anura, Pipidae. The record is from RefSeq and is a predicted model, not a curated record. The transcript is spliced from 23 exons. Gene Ontology annotation, biological process: regulation of cell cycle; negative regulation of G1/S transition of mitotic cell cycle; regulation of transcription by RNA polymerase II.
GAAUGGGAGUAUCACUUUAAAUGCCUCUCUGGGCUUUAAAUGUCAUUGAAAACUACAAGCCCCAAAAUGCAACGCGGAGACUAUUCGCUUCCCGGGAUAAUGUGUACACCCGCCGGGGCUCUCGAUGACCGAAUCGCUUUACCCGCCCCACGAAUUAAUUAUGAGGGUUCUCCGUGUACACAGGGUCCCGGUUUGGACCCUCUCAAUGCGGGAAGAGACAGGAUUGAAAAGCCGACAUGGAAAUGGCGGAAGGAUACACAGGGAGAAGUGAAGCAUUGGUUAGCAUGUGCCUUGUAUGCAGCAUGUCGAAAAGGCGUCAUUCCAACUGUUGGGAAAGGAAUCAUGGAGGGUAAUGGCGUGUCGCUGACGCGGAUACUGCGCUCUGCAAAACUAAGCUUGAUUCAGUUCUUCAAUAAAAUGAAGAAGUGGAUAGAUAUGUCUAACCUUCCGCAGGAGUUCCGACAGCGAGUGGAGCACUUGGAAAGGAACUUUGAAGUGGCCACCGUUAUAUUUAAGAAAUUUGAACCGAUCUUUCGGGAGAUAUUUCAAAACCCCCACGAGGAGCCACCAAGAUUACCAAGGAGCAGAAAGCAAAGGAGGCUGCAGUGCUGUGUUAAAGAUCUCUUCAGUUUCUGCUGGACCUUAUUUGUUUACUCCAAGGGUACAGGGGGAUCUGAAGGCCAAUGUAAUGUGGUGGUAAAAGACCAGGCAGAGGGUAAUUUCUGCUUGAUUGGAGAUGAUUUGGUUAAUUCUUAUCACUUGCUUUUAUGCUGCUUGGACCUUAUUUAUGCGCACGUGCUACAGUGCCCUAAUAAAGAAGAUCUGCUAAAUCCUUCCUUUACAGCAAAGCUUCCUCCUAUUGACUCCAGCUCAGAGGAUACCCCAUGCAUCAUUGGUGCACUGUGUGAGCUAUACGAUGGAAUAUCUGUGGAAGCCAAGGGGAUAAAAGAACAUUAUUUUAAGCCAUAUAUAGCAAAACUUUAUGAUAAAAAGAUUUUAAAAGGAUCCUGUCUAUUGGAUGUCUCUUGUUUCACAGAUAACAAUAAAUCCUUGAAUAAAGAGUAUGAAGAGUAUGUCCUUACGAAGGGAGACUUUGAUGAGCGGGUUUUUCAGGGUGUCGAUGCAGAAGAGGAGAUUGGAAGUCCCAGAAAAUUUGUUGUGGAAUUUCCCACGGGAAACUGCACUCCACGGAAGCAAAUGGAGUGCAACCUGCAGCAACAUUUUGAAAAGAAAAGUUCUUUUGCUCCAUCUACUCCUCUGACUGGUAGGGGUUACCUGAAGGAGGAGCCAACUGUAAUCACACCUGUUUCAUCCGCAACACAGUGUGUCAGCAGGUUACAGAGCAUGGUGACAGGACUCAGAAAUGCUCCAAGUGAGCAGCUGAUUGACGUUUUCAAGUCAUGUGUUCGAAACCCAUUAGAGAAUGUAUUGAAUAUUGUCCGAGAUAUUGGACGUCUAUUUUGCCUUCACUAUACAACGUCCACAGAAGACCAGCCUGGGUCUCAUAUUGAUUUUGCAAUCAAUCGGUGGAAACUGGCUGAAAUUUUGUACUUUAAAGUACUAGAGACCAUCGUUGUACAGGAAAGCAGGAGACUUUAUGGGAAAGAUUUGACGGCUCUGCUAGAGCAAGGCAUCUUUCACCAGUCACUGAUUGCCUGCUGUCUGGAAAUUGUCCUAUUUGCUUACACUUCUCCCAAGACCUUCCCGUGGACCAUUGAAGUAAUUAAACUGAGUUCUUUCUACUUCUACAAGGUAAUAGAAGUGUUUAUUCGCUCUGAAGAUGGGCUAUCACGCGAUAUGGUAAAACACCUCAAUACCAUUGAAGAACAAAUUUUGGAGAGCCGUGCCUGGACCAGUGAUUCUGUUCUCUGGGUUCAUCUUGACGCUGUUGAUGAUGUGCCAAGCUGUGAAGAGGUCAUCAUACCCAGCAACUUUGAAUCUGAGAAUGAGGCUGGGCUUGGCCACUUGCCCAUGAUGCCUGCAUCUCCCAUUGUUCAUCGUCGUUUGAAAGAAGUUCGAACUGGCCUAUGUGGAUCAUAUAGGCAAGACUGCCAGCCACUCUCCCCGAUUUCUGUUCAUGACCGAUACAGUUCACCAGCUGCUGGUAGUGCCAAGAGGAGGCUCUUUGGUGAUGACUGUCCAAGGGAGCCAGCUGCUGACAAAAUAACCACACCUGAUAUCACCAGCAUAAGGAUUGCAAUAAGCCAGUCUUCUGAUAGAACUGCCCAGCCUAUUGGACAAACCAUUGCUAUACCUGUUCAAGGUGUGGCGAAUGAAACUGGCAAAAGCCUUUGCGUUACAAUGAAAACGUAUCCAUCACAAAGUGAAAAUUCUUUUCCAGUGCCUUUAACUGCACAAGCCCUGAUCAGUCCACUUACAAAGCGUCCGUUGGGCAGAUCUCAGGAAAGCUGUCCCACUUCAGCAUGCAAGCCCAAGAAAACGGGCUCUCUGGCUUUGUUCUUCAGAAAGGUCUAUCACUUGGCCAGCGUCCGUCUCCGUGACUUGUGCCUAAAGCUGGAUGUGUCCAAUGAUUUGCGGCGAAAGAUCUGGACCUUGUUUGUGUAUUCGGUUGUCCAUUGCACAGACCUGAUGAAAGACAGACACUUGGAUCAGCUCCUCCUCUGUGCUGUGUACAUUAUGGCCAAAAUCAGUAAAGAAGAGAGGUUGUUUCACGACAUCAUGAAAUGUUAUCGCAACCAGCCCCAGGCAAACAGCCACGUUUAUAGAAGUGUAUUAUUGAAGAGGUUACCUCAAGCAAUUGGAGAUGAAACAAGUCAGGAUGUAGAGAUGACGGCAAGCAAUUCCAAUGACUCUCAUCCAACCCCCAGCGGUUUUACUGGCAGCCCCUGUGGCCAAGCAGAGCGAGGAGAUCUCAUUACGUUUUACAACAAUGUCUAUGUAGGACGCGUGAGAUUAUUUGCACUAAAGUUUGCCGGCUGCACUCAAGACCAUCUGGUGGAUGCUCCUCCUCUUUCCCCAUUUCCCAGCAUCAAGCAACAAGCUAUUUCUCCCCGCCGAGUAUCCCAGCAACAUUCUAUUUAUGUCUCUCCCCAUAAGAACAGCGGCAACCUGACUCCCCACGCAGCCCUCCUGUACAAGUUUAGUGGAAGUCCUUCAAAAAGCUUGCAGGACAUAAACAGCAUGCUGAAACAGGAGCAGAGGGGUCGGAAGCGAAUCAUUGCUAUAGACAGCGACACAGAGUCUCCAGCAAAGCGGCUUUGCCAGGAAAAUGACGACGCUCUGCUGAAACGCCUGCAGGAUGUUGUGAGCGAGAGGGCCAACCAUUAGCUGCAUUCUGCCCAUUGAUGUUCAGGUCCCUUGAAAAGUUACAUUUAGUUCUGUUUGUUCUCUCUCGGUCCAGGGACCCUUCAUCUGAGCCCCUGCGUUGCAUUAAGUGUUGAUGAAGACCCUGCUUGAAAUUGUACACAAUGUACUCGCUACUGUCUCCAGUCUCACCCACAUGGGUCAUAUCACUGCAGUUGGCUGGUCAUUUGUUCAGCCACACGGACACGGUCAGGCAUUAUGUGACAAGUGCACUGCUGUUUCCAUUGAAUUCUAUCCGUUUUCCAUGGAAUUUUAUCAGUUUCAACUCCACAUGAGUGAUAAAGGAAGUCUUUCUUCAGUCUUGCCCGAAUUGUGUGUUUGGGAGGGUUCUAGACUGUAACAUAGAGGGGCUGUUUUUUUAUUUGCUGCAGUAGCAUUUUUCUCUUGUUUGACUAGAAGCGAUGCUUCAUACAAUACCUUUUUGUUUCUUUUUUAAUCUGUAAACACUAGCUUUCAGCCAAACAGCAACAAUUGUAUUAUUCUAGCAUGUGUCGGUUCUUGUUACACUAAAACAUAAUUGUGAUUCUUUGCUGGGAGGGCUUGGAUUUUUCAGAAUUAGUAUUUUAGUGCUAUAUUUGUACAGACUCCAGGGAAAACAGGUAUAAAUAUAUUCAGUGCUGCUUUUUAUCCUGCUCUGUGUAUGUGCACUCGUUCUGCCCGUUUAUACCUGGCAUAAAAUUGCAGAGCUAAAAACACUUCGACGUGAAUCUUUGCUUUGCCUUUUUGAGCUAAAUGAAAAUUGUGUAGCAUCUACACAUUGUAUGGUUUGCACCUUUUUAAAUCUUCCAGUACAUAACUUUUUAUUGUACAUUAUAGUGUCCCUUCCAUUCAGAUGCAUCUUGAAGCAUCCGGCCCAGAAUUCUUUGUCCCUUUUAUACCUUCUCUCACUUUCACCUUUUAAUAUGUCACACAAAGAAGGAGGAAUGAUAUAGAUGUCGCUCCAGAUCCAGUGUAUUUCUUUUCAACAGACCUGUAGAUAGCGAGCCUAAUAUGGAGCGGCAGUUGUAAAGGUAUAGUGAAGGUUGGUAUAUCCUAUAAAUGUCUAUAUAACAUGCUCAUGUUGUGUAAAUAUGUAAAAUAAAAUGUUCUAUCUUA